This is a messenger RNA of Gavia stellata (red-throated loon), 2956 nucleotides long. RefSeq names its product checkpoint with forkhead and ring finger domains (gene CHFR). NCBI's taxonomy places the organism in Eukaryota, Metazoa, Chordata, Aves, Gaviiformes, Gaviidae. Bases 26 to 2071 code for a protein of 681 amino acids. The transcript has 17 exons. Gene Ontology annotation, biological process: protein ubiquitination; mitotic cell cycle checkpoint signaling; ubiquitin-dependent protein catabolic process. The record is from RefSeq and is a predicted model, not a curated record. Gene Ontology annotation, cellular component: nucleus. Gene Ontology annotation, molecular function: protein binding; ubiquitin-protein transferase activity.
UUGUUUUUGUCAGAUGUGAAUCCAAAUGGAGCACUCGGAAGGAGGCGAGCAGAGCCAGCAGCAGCAGCAGCCCUGGGGGAAGCUGAUCCGGCUGGGUGCUGAUGAGGCAGAGCCGCACGUCUUGCUGCUGAAAAGAGAAUGGACAAUUGGUCGGAAGAAAGGUUGUGAUUUAUCUUUCCCUGGCAACAAGUUGGUGUCUGGAGAUCACUGUAAAAUCAUAGUGGAUGAAGAAUCUGGUCAAGUGUCAUUGGAAGAUACAAGUACUAAUGGAACAGUAAUUAAUAAACUGAAAGUGGUUAAGAAGCAGACAUACCCUUUACAGACUGGGGAUGUGAUCUAUGUUGUUUACAGAAAAAAUGAGCCAGAGAACAAUGUUGCUUAUCUUUAUGAAUCCUUAAACACAAAACAUGAUGCAACUCAAGAACCAGUAGCUGUAGAAGUUAAUGUAGAAAACCAAUGCCAUGUGACCAAAGAUACCUCAAAUACAGGAAGAAGUAAUGAUGAGACCCAAAUUACCUCAUCACCAUCAGCUACUCAGUCUUGCUAUGAGGAACCACAGCCAUCUACUUCUACAUCUAACCUCUUCAAUGCUUCUGCUACCUCUCUUAUCGAGUCUGCAUCUGUUCAGCAGGAUAAUCCUUCUACAUCUGGAUCACAGUCCUCAGUUUUCACUCCUGUGCCUGCUUUCCCCAUCUUAGAAUCUGUGUGUCUAAAAGCACUGCAUGAUGAACAUGAAAAGCUGGAUAUGAAUACUGAAACUUCUUCAGUCACUUCAGAAAUCACUGACAAAGAAAAAGCAGGAUCAGAUUCUCAAAGGACAGGGGAGGAGGAAGGUUUGGAACCUGCUAAGAAGAAACUAAAAGGAGAUGAAGAUGCUUGUCCAAAUCUUUCACCAGCAGCUCCAAGUGAAUGUAUAAUUAAAAUUGGCUCUGAAGAUGCAAAAACAUCAAAUGUGAAACCAGAUAAGAUGGAAGAAACAUUAACUUGCAUUAUCUGCCAAGAACUGCUGCAUGACUGUGUAAGCUUACAGCCUUGUAUGCAUACUUUUUGUGCUGCGUGCUACUCAGGAUGGAUGGAAAGAUCUUCUCUAUGUCCAACUUGUCGUUGUCCAGUAGAACGUAUUUGUAAAAAUCACAUAUUGAACAACUUGGUUGAGGCUUAUCUCAUUCAGCAUCCAGAUAAAUGUCGUAAUGAAGAUGAUGUACGUAGCAUGGAUGCUAGAAACAAAAUUACUCAAGACAUGUUGCAACCUAAGGUGCGGAGAUCUUUUUCAGACGAGGAAGGAAGUUCUGAAGAUUUAUUAGAGUUGUCAGAUGUAGAUAGUGAAUCUUCAGAUAUCAGUCAGCCAUAUAUAGUAUGCAGACAGUGUCCAGGAUAUCGAAGACACUCUGUUCCAACUCUGCCUGGCACAGGCCAAGAGACAGAAGCAGGAGGAAUGCAAGCACUGGGAGAUGCACCAUCUACAUCUGCCAACUUCCCUGCAGCGGUCCAGGAAUAUGUGUGUCCUGCUCAAGGAAGUCAUGUAAUAUGCACCUGCUGCUUUCAGCCAAUGCCUGACCGAAGAGCCGAGCGUGAACAGAAUCCUCAUGUUGCUCCUCAGCAAUGUACAGUUUGUCUGCAACCCUUCUGUCACUUAUACUGGGGCUGCACUCGGAUGGCAUGUUUUGGCUGUUUGGCACCAUUCUGUGAAAUAAAUCUUGGUGAUAAGUGUUUAGAUGGAGUCCUAAAUAACAACCACUACGAGUCAGAUAUCCUAAAGGAUUACCUGGCAUCCAGGGGUUUGACAUGGAAAAAUAUGUUAAACGAAAGUCUCUUAGCUCUUCAAAGAGGAGUUUUUAUGUUGUCAGAUUACAGAAUUACUGGGAACACAGUGCUUUGCUACUGUUGUGGCCUUCGCAGCUUUCGAGAACUUGCCUACCAGUACAGGCAGAAUAUUCCUGUUGCUGAAUUGCCAGUGACUGUCACAUCACGUCCUGAUUGCUACUGGGGGCGCAACUGUCGAACUCAGGUCAAAGCACAUCAUGCCAUGAAAUUCAAUCACAUUUGUGAACAAACGCGAUUCAAGAACUGAAUACUUGUAGUCAGUAGAGAGGGGACAAAAACCUGUUACACUGCUUGUACAGUUUAAGAUUUCAGGGGAUCUUCUCAGUUCCCCCAUAGCAGGGAAUCAAUAACUUUUGCAUCAGGUGAUUACCUGGUGUGAACUUUUUAAUUUGUAGAAUUUUACAGCUGUACAUGAAUAAGGUAGAUCUUUUCUUUUUUUCCCAAGAAAGUCCGGCAAGCAUUGCAUUCCAUCCUCAUGACUACAGUGUCCCUGUAUCACUUCAGUGAAGAACACAAGCAGAAAUCACACACACACAAAAACCAGCCAUAUCUUGGGAAGACCUAAGAAUAAGGAGUGUAUUUGCACUACUUGUGAAGAAACUAAGAAAAAUCCUUAGACUUAAAAUAGAAAUGUUUUGUAAAAGUAUCUGAUGGAUAUUUCAAGAGCCAUUAAUAUUUAAGAAGGAAAUUGUCAGUGUAUAUUUGUAACUGCAUUUUGCGGUAGUCUGAUAUUUUGUCACUACCCAUUGCAUUUGGGCUAGAAACCACGUUAAUAUUCACUUUAAAAAAAAAUAAAUUCCGUCCAUUAAACAGCUGUUUCAAAUUAAAGCUUCUACCAUAUGUGCAGUGUUACAGUGGAAGUAGUAGAGUUUAUUUUCUUAGUUUAGUCGUGUUGAUGUUUUUAUUCACAUUAAAUUACAAAAAUAAUUGCACAAAAAUUUGAAAUCAGAUUUAAAGUUGGGGUAAUACUUGAAGCAGAACAGACUUCGGCUAAUAUUACUUCUGUAGUGUUUUAUAUCAGAAAACCAAACAGUGCUUUUGACAUAGAGCAGCCAGUAGGACACACUGGUUAGUUUUUUGUAUGUCUCUUCUGGUUUGAUACCGUAUGCUAAAUAUGUACCUCUGCCAUGCA